Messenger RNA from Osmerus eperlanus (European smelt), 7020 nucleotides. RefSeq names its product PATJ crumbs cell polarity complex component (gene patj). Lineage: Eukaryota; Metazoa; Chordata; Actinopteri; Osmeriformes; Osmeridae. Gene Ontology annotation, molecular function: protein binding. The record is from RefSeq and is a predicted model, not a curated record. The coding region runs from base 348 to 6413 and encodes 2021 amino acids. The transcript is spliced from 49 exons.
UCGUCGUAUGACAUUUAUUGCAUGUUUGUAGUUACUUCUUGUGAUAACGUUGAGAAGAUUAUGCUUUCUGAGUUUUCGUUUCACUGUUCUCAACAGAAACUUAGCGGUCUUACAUCGCAUUGCACGUAUCACAAGAAGAGCAUCUUUGUGCCAAAGUUAGCAAGUGCACACAACAGUAGCUUGUCUUGCUAAGCUAGCUAGUUAGCACUGUGCCAGGCUUAAGAAGUUGCUGUGCUCUAUGGAAUGGUAUCCUUUGGACACUGUCUAUUGCUGAGGAGGUAAGGUGCGGACACCACCGUAGACCUCCCGUUACAGGUUGAUGCACUGAAGAACUGAUCACUUGGACAAUGUAUGAAAAUGUCCCAACAGUCUCCAGUCAGGAGCGCCAGCAGGUGCUGCAGGCCCUGGAGCGUCUCCAGUCCAAGCUGGUCCAGAGGGAGGAGUGGACCCACAGCGAGAGGCUGGCCGAGCUGAGGGAGGCCCUGCAGAGCCCACUGCUAGGACACAUCCUCACCCUCCAGCACUCCAUCAAACAGCUCAAAGAGCAGCUAAACUGCAUGCCGCCGGAUGCCUGCAGCGAGUUCAACUUCUCCAGGAAGGGCCAGCUGAUAGUCAGCGCCAGUCGCCCAGCCAGUAGCCUGGCCACGUCCGGCCAGGCCUCUCUCCUGUCCAAUAGCGCGUCCCCGUCCCCAGCAGGUCGCCCCUCCCCCGGCCAGCUCCAGAGAUGGAUCGACAGCGUGGCCAAGGGGCGCCAGACGGAGCACAUCUCCCUGCCCAAGCCCCUCUCUGGGGGUCUGGGCUUCAGCGUGGUGGGCCUGCGUCCGCAGGGAACCGGGGGCCACGGGGUCUUCAUCCGACAGGUGCAGCCUGGGAGCGUGGCACACAGAGACGGGCGACUGCAGGAGAACGACCAGGUCCUGGUGAUCAGCGGCACGGCUCUGGACCAGAGCGUGACCCAGCAGCAGGCCCUGGCCCUGCUGCAGCAGCCUGGGGAGCGGGUGGAGCUGGUGGUGGCCAGGGACGGAGCCCCAACGACGGCCCCGUGGCCCGGAACGGCCCCGUGGCCCGGCACGACCACGCCCAUUCACACGGAGCAGUGGGGCCACGUGGAGCACAUCGAGCUGCUGAACGACGGCUCCGGCCUGGGCUUCGGCAUCGUGGGGGGCAAGGCCACCGGCGUGGUGGUCAGGACCCUCGUCCCCAACAGCGUGGCGGACAAGGACGGGCGCCUGCGUACGGGCGACCACAUCCUGCAGAUCGGGGAGACCCCCACCCAGGGGCUGGCCAGCGACCAGGUGGUCAAGGUGCUGCAGGGCUGCGGCAGCCGCGUGCACAUGCUCAUCGCCCGCGACCCCCUGGUCCAGACCCCCGUGGCGGGGCCCCCCCUGCCCCCUCCCCCGCCCAGCGCCGCCCCCGUCUCCUCCCUGCCCCCUCCCCCGCCCAGCGCCGCCCCCGUCUCCUCCCUGCCGCCCCCCGCGCUCACCCAGCGCAGGGUCAGCAGCACCCCCAACCUGGAGGGCUAUGAGAUCCACGAAGUGCCUCUAACCAAGAAGGAGGGCCAGAGCCUAGGCAUCUCUAUCAUUGGCUACAACGCCUUAACCAGCGAAGACGCCGUGGGUGUGUUCGUGAAACACGUGGUGCCGGGAAGCGCCGCCGAGCAGAGCGGGAACAUCCGCGUGCAUGACAGGAUCAUAGCGCUGGACGGGGUGAGUCUGCAGGGCUUCACCAACCAGGAAGUGCUGCAUGUGAUGAAGCAGACGGGCCAGACAGUCCACCUCACCCUGGUCAGGAAGAUGGCCGCCCCCAAACCCACAGCCCGCGUCCUGGAGAGAUCCCUGGACAAAGUCCAGAGAGAGCCGUCGCGCGUCUCCCUGAAGAGGUCGUCCGAGGUCAAGGCGCGGUCCUCAGACCUCCAGAGGGCCCCCGGGGCCCCCAGCCUCCCCCUGGAGGCCCCGCAGUCCAGCCUGGACACCAGCAAAACACAGCUGGCCAGAGGUGUCGAGGCGGUCUCAGUGACGGAGCAGGAACUCAGGGCUAAAUGGGAGCAGGCCCUGGGCCCUCAGUACGACGUCAUGGUUGUGGAGCUGGACCCAGUCAUCGAGGACGACGCUGAGCUCCAGAAGUUCUCCAAGCUGCUGCCCAUCCACACCAUGCGUCUGGGGGUGGAGCUGGACUCGUUCGACGGCCAUCACUACAUCUCCUCGAUCGCCCCCGGGGCUCCGCUCGCCAAGCACGGAGCCCUGAGGCCUGAGGACGAGCUGCUGGAGGUGAACGGGGUGCAGCUGUACGGGAAGUCGAGGCGGGAGGCGCUGGCGUUCCUGCGGGAGGUGCCCCCCCCCUUCACCCUGGUGUGCUGCAGACACCUGGCCCAGGAGGAGGGCAGCGAGUACCAGCCCGACCCAGAGGACUGGGGCUCCCACGGCCCCGACGCCCGGCUGGACGAGAUUGAACUGAAGCUGUCCUCUAUUCUGGCCGGACAGCCUUCCACCAGAGACACUGGCUACGACCAGCUCUCGGACCAUGUGACCUUGGAGGAGGAGCCUGUGGACCUCACGCCCCAGGACCACAGGGACCCCGAGGAAGAGGAAGAGAAGGAGUGGGAGGAAGAGGAAGAGGAGGAGGAGGAGGAGGAGGGAGAGCUGGCUCUCUGGUCCCCUGACGUCCAGGUUCUGCAGCUGGAGAAGGGAGAAAAGGGCCUGGGCUUCAGCAUCCUGGACUACCAGGAUCCGGUGGACCCCUCUCGCUCCGUCAUCGUGGUGCGCUCGCUGGUGCCCGGGGGCGUGGCGGAGCGCGGCGGGGCCGUGCUCCCGGGGGACCAGUUGGUGUUUGUCAACGCCACGCGGCUGGACGCCUGCAGCCUGGAGCAGGCCGUGGAGGUGCUGAAGGCUGCCCCGUCCGGCCCCGUGACCCUGGGGCUCCGCAAGCCCCUGGUGGUGGAGGGGGCCGAGGUGAGGGGCCCGGGGCCACAGGCACCCUCCGAGGGGCCGACAGGAGACCGAGACCCGCGGGCGUCUCUCCCACUCACCCACCUGCCUGUGCCCAAGGGCUUCGGCGACGGCUCCAUCCUCCCGGAGGACCUGCGGCAGGAGGAGGAGGAGGAGGAGGAGGAGCCAGAGCUCAUCCUGGACGGAGGCCUCCCUCGCUACGCCUCACCUCUCACCAACGCCCUCCUCCACCCCACCCCCACGCUGACCCCCUCACGCACCCCCGCCCACACCCCCACCCUCCCCCUCCAGGAGCGAGAGAUGGCUGUGGAUGAGGAGGAUGAGGAGGAGUUGGCAGAGAGGGAGGUGGAGGUGGGGGAGGGGGAAGCGGUGGCGUCCUACCCCGGAAAGAUGCCUCCAUCCUGGGAAGAAUGGAAGCGCCUGGACUCCUCCUCCAGCCUCCCACCGCCAGCUGAACAGGCUGGAGAGCGACAGGAGGAUGACGACGAGGACAUAGCUCAAACAGGAAGUGUUGUGGAUGAGAUUCAGAGACCAGGCCCAGAACCCAGAAUGCCAGUUGGUCAGCUUUCCCUUGGACAAUCACUGGAUUCCUGGGCAGACAGCGAGGCUGACUCAGAACUCACCUUGACUGACACAGACACAGAGUCUGUGCGUGUGAUCGACACCGAAAAGAGGAAGAGGAGGAGCCAGGGUGGAGCAGCUCCACCAAUCAGAGGAGACCAGAGUGACCUACCAGAGAGGGAGGAGGGAGAGGGAGAAGAAACCCCGACCUUCAGCCACUGGGGACCCCCACGGAGAGUGGAGGUGUGGCAGGAGUCGGGAGAGUCAUUGGGCAUCAGCAUCGUGGGCGGGCGCAGCGUCAUCAAGCGCCUGCGUAACGGGGAGGAGCUGAAGGGCAUCUUCAUCAAGCAUGUGCUGCCUGACAGCCCAGCCGGGCGCACACAUGCUCUCAAGACUGGGGACAAGAUCCUGCAGGUAUCCGGUGUGGAUCUCCAGAGUGCCAGUCAUGAGGAUGCAGUCCAGGCCAUCAAGGCAGCACCCAGUCCUGUGGUGUUCGUCGUGCAGAGUCUGUCUGCUACCCCACGGCCUGUGUCUCUAACAGCACCCAGUUACAUCAAACACAAGGCAAAGAAGAAAGCCAUGCCGAAGGCAGUACUGGGUGGGCCCCCACCUCCGACUAGACUCCCCCCUCCCUACCGCCCCCCCAGCCAGGUGGACGAGGAGCAGGACAUGGAGGAGCUGGAGGAGGUCAAAGAGCGCAUCAGGCAGCGCUACGGGGAGCUGUCCGGGGAGCUGCUGUGUGUGGAGCUGGAGAAGGAGAAGCAGGGUCUGGGCCUGAGCCUGGCUGGGAACAGGGACCGCUCGCGCCUCAGCAUCUUCGUGGUGGGCCUGAACCCCGGGGGGGCCGCCGCCAAGGACGGGCGCAUCCGCGUGGGGGACGAGCUGCUGGAGAUCAACAACCAGGUGCUGUACGGACGCAGCCACCAGAACGCCUCCGCCAUCAUCAAGACCGCCUCCUCCAAGGUCAAGAUCAUCCUCAUCAGGAAUGAAGAUGCUAUCAACCAGAUGGCUGUGCCUCCCUUUCCUAACCCACCUGCUGCCCUCCCGGUCGCUGAGGUCCCCCCCCCCACCCCGGCGGUUCAGCCCCCCUCAGAGAAGCCCCUGCCCCCAGACACCCUGGGCCUCACCCCUGAGAUGCCCCCCACGAAGGAGCAGGUGUGUGUUGCGUCCACCACAGAGCUCGUCUCCAGAGACAGCGGCCCCAAGAGCCUCCGAGAGGGGGAGACGAUGUCCAAGAAGCUGAGGUCGUCCGAGAAGGUUCCAGAGAGCAGUGAGAGUGUUCCUCGGACAGGCCCUGGCCCGCAGGAGAAGACUUCCAGCUUGCCCAGGGUCUCUGGGAGCUCCAGCAAGCUGCCAGCGAGGCCUGCCGAUGGGCCUCUGUCUCCCCCGGCCCCCUCCCCUCUGCCCCUCACCAGCCCCGACCUCCCGUCCAGCACCAGAGACCCGGCUACAUGCCCCAUUGUAGCAGGCCAGGAGACGGUGAUAGAGAUAGCUAAGGGCCGCUCAGGCCUGGGCCUCAGUAUCGUAGGGGGCAAAGACACCCAGCUGGAUGCCAUAGUGAUCCAUGAGGUGUAUGAGGAGGGCGCAGCAGCUCGAGAUGGCAGACUCUGGGCUGGAGACCAGAUCCUGGAGGUGAACGGGGUGGACCUGCGCGGCGCCGCCCACGAGGACGCCAUCGCCGCCCUGAGGCAGACCCCAGCCCUGGUGCAGCUGGCCGUCCUGAGGGACGAGGCGCAGUACCGCGACGAGGAGAACCUGGAUGUGUUCCGCGUGGAGCUGCAGAAGAAGAGCGGACGAGGCCUGGGCCUCAGCAUCGUGGGGAAGAGGAACGGUACGGGUGUGUUCAUCUCUGACGUGGUGAAGGGGGGCGCGGCAGAGCUGGACGGACGUCUGAUGCAGGGGGACCAGAUCUUGUCGGUCGACGGGGACGACAUGAAACAGGCCUCGCAGGAGACGGUGGCCGCCAUCCUCAAGUGUGCCAGGGGAACGGUGGGCCUAGAGCUGGGCCGACUGAAGGCCGCAUCCUGGAUCUCCUCCAGACGCACCUCCCAGGGAAGCCAGAUGAGCCACGUCAGCUGCUCCAGCCUCCCUCCACACACCACCAACCCUGCGCCAAGCUCCGCCCACAACCCUGCACCAAGCUCCGCCCCUGCCCCCAGCCUCGCCCCCAACAACGCGCCCAGCUCCGCCCCCAGCCCCGCUCCCCAGCCCCUCAACAACGCCCGGAGGCCCACCACCGAGAGCAUGACGUCAUCAAAGAGCGCCGGGCCAGAUACAGGGAUGCGUACUGUGGAGAUCACACGGGGUCCCAGUGAUGCUCUGGGUAUCAGUAUAGCAGGAGGGAAGGGGAGCCCUCUGGGGGACAUCCCUAUCUUCGUGGCCAUGAUCCAAGCUAACGGAGUCGCAGCCAAAACACACAGGCUCAAGGUGGGGGACAGGAUGGUCAGUAUAAAUGCCCAGUCCCUGGAUGGGAUGUCCCAUGGGGAGGUGGUCAACAUCCUGAAGAACGCCUACGGCAUCAUCACCAUGCAGGUGAUAGCUGACACCAAUAUCAGUGCCAUAGCCAGUCAGGUGGAGAGCCUGUCCACCUGCUCCAGUCUCCCUACCAGCCCAGAGUCCCUGCCCCCAGAGCCAGAGCCCCCCCGGGCCAGGAGUAUCUGUCUGGAGAAGGGCAGCGAGGGGCUGGGCUUCAGCAUCGUGGGGGGGUUCGGGAGCCCCCACGGAGACCUGCCCAUCUACGUCAAGACCGUCUUCAGCAAGGGGGCAGCAGCCAUGGACGGUCGGCUGAAGCGAGGCGACCAGAUCCUGUCUGUGAACGGGGAGAGUCUGGAGGGGGCCACUCACGAGCUGGCCGUGGGCCUGCUGAAGAAGCAGAGAGGUGCCGUCACGCUGAACAUACUGUCCUAGCUCUCUCUCUCUCACACACACACACACCUCCAAACAAAGUCACUCUCACACACCCUCACCUAGACACAAGUUCUCACCUCCACACACACACACACACACACCUCCACACACGCACCCUCACCUAGACACAAGUUCUCACCUAGACUCACACAAACACUCUUACACUUACACACUCUCUUACAUAUUCAGCUACGUACUCACACGCACACUCUCACAAACGCACACCAACUCUCACUUAAAAAUACAGACUCUCACACUGACACACUAACUCACUCACAUAGACACUCACACAGACACUCACACACACACACAUCAGUUGGCAAAGGACAACCGAGGGACAUUUGAACUUACCAACAUGCAAAAAAUUAUUAUAAUAAUAAAAAGUAAGAACCAAGUCAGAAGGAGGUGACUCCUGUCCUCCCUGGACCUGUUGGGCACCUCAUGCCCAUCUUCACCCCUUUAGAAGAAAGAGAGAGAGAACUCCAUGCAUGAAGGACUGCCUACAGCCCUGUCCACAGCCCAGCGCAAAGCCCUGCUCACAGCCCAGUGCACAGCCCUGCUCACAGCCCAGCGCAAAGCCCUGCCCACAGCCCAGUGCACAGCCCUG